Messenger RNA from Jaminaea rosea, 3541 nucleotides. RefSeq names its product putative ISW2-ATPase component of a two subunit chromatin remodeling complex. The coding region runs from base 212 to 3541 and encodes 1109 amino acids. Gene Ontology annotation, cellular component: chromatin; nucleus. The record is from RefSeq and is a predicted model, not a curated record. Lineage: Eukaryota; Fungi; Basidiomycota; Exobasidiomycetes; Microstromatales. Gene Ontology annotation, molecular function: DNA binding; ATP hydrolysis activity; histone binding. Gene Ontology annotation, biological process: regulation of transcription by RNA polymerase II; nucleosome organization. The transcript has 3 exons.
CUUCGAUCCAUUCCUCCCCUCAUCACCAUCACUACCACACUUCAUCAAACCCUCUUCCCAACGGAACUGCACGCUUGGCCCGUCGCCGAAUCUUCGCGCCCGCAGUUGUAGCGAGUCGAGCCGGGCUCGAUAAGCACCACUUCCACCCACCAACUACCCAACAACUUCCUCCUCCUACUGCCCUCGAUCCCUACGCGCAGUCGACGCCACAAUGUCGCGCCCGCUCCCCAAGGUAGAAGUUUCCGGCGCUCCAAUGGAUGAAGACAAGCUCAGCGACUACAUUCCUCAGUCGGGAGACCUCAGCCGCCAACCCACAGCUAGCGCAAGCGUCAGUCGUGUCCAGUCCAAGGCUCCUUCUGAGGAGGACGAGCAGGAAGACUCCGAGGAUGAGGUCAUGGACGACGAUGAGGAUGGCGCCAACACCAGCAAUGCCAAGCCAUCGCAGUCUCGUGAGGAGUUCCGCAAGAAGAAGGCAGCCCAAGCAUCCGACUUGAGCUCCACUCGUGCAAAGCAGAAUUCGCGCAAGGUCGCAGACUCGAUGAAGCGAUUCACUUACUUGUUGGGUCAGACUGAGCUCUUCCAGCAUUUCAUUGAUAUCAAGAAGGAUCGCGACCCAGAAUUUGCUAAAUUGCUUGAGGAGUCGACCAGCAAGCUGAAUGCCAAAAAGGCAGGCAAGGGUCGCCGACGCGGCGGGGCUGCUGCUGCAAAGGACUCUGAGGGAGGGUCGAGGCGACGCAAGACGGAGAAGGAGGAAGAUGAGGAACUGUUGCAGGACAAUGACGACGAUGAGGAGCAGUUCGUCUUUCAUGAAAGCCCGCCCUACGUCAAGGGAGGCACAAUGCGCGACUAUCAAAUACAAGGUCUGAAUUGGAUGAUCUCCCUCUAUCACAACGGUAUCAAUGGCAUUCUCGCCGACGAGAUGGGUUUAGGCAAGACGCUCCAGACUAUCUCCUUCCUCGGCUGGCUGCGCGAGUUCAAGGAUACGCGCGGUCUCCACCUUGUAGUCGUACCCAAGUCUACACUCGACAACUGGCGCCGAGAGUUCGAGAAGUGGGUGCCAGGUUUCAAGGUCGUUGUCCUUCAGGGCACGCGUGAGGAGCGUGACGCCAUCAUUCAGAACACAAUUCUGCCACAAGACCUCGAUGUCCUCCUGACAACGUACGAGAUGUGCUUGCGAGAGAAGUCGGCACUCAAGAAGUUGUCUUGGGAGUACAUCGUCAUCGACGAGGCUCACCGUAUCAAGAAUGUCGACUCAAUGCUGUCGCAAAUUGUCCGCGCCUUUUCCUCGCGCUCUCGUCUCCUCAUCACCGGUACGCCGCUGCAGAACAACCUCAUGGAGCUCUGGGCGCUGCUCAACUUCCUCCUCCCCGACGUCUUCUCCUCCGCCGAGGACUUUGAGUCGUGGUUCAAGGACAAGGGCGAAGAGUCGCAAGACCAAGUCGUUCAGCAGCUGCACAAGGUUCUGCGGCCCUUCUUGUUGCGUCGUGUCAAGGCCGACGUCGAGAAGAGCCUGCUCCCCAAGAAGGAGGUCAACGUCUUCGUCGGACUCACGGACAUGCAGCGAAAGUGGUACAAGAGCAUCCUUGAAAAGGACAUUGACGCCGUCAAUGGCGCUGGAGGCAAGAAGGAGGGCAAGACCCGUCUCUUGAACAUCGUCAUGCAGUUGCGCAAGUGCUGCAAUCACCCCUACCUGUUUGACGGCGCUGAGCCUGGCCCGCCCUUCACGACCGACGAGCACCUCGUCUUUAACUCUGGCAAGAUGGUCAUUCUCGACAAGCUGCUCAAGUCGAUGAAGGCCAAGGGGUCGCGCGUGCUCAUCUUCUCACAGAUGAGUCGUGUCCUCGACAUUCUCGAGGACUACUGCUUCUUCCGCGAGUACGAGUAUUGCCGAAUUGACGGUUCGACCGCCCACGAAGACCGUAUUGCGGCCAUCGACGAGUACAACAAGGAGGGUAGUGAGAAGUUCGUCUUCCUCCUCACCACCCGCGCCGGAGGUUUGGGAAUCAACCUCACCACAGCAGACAUCGUCGUUCUCUUCGACUCGGACUGGAAUCCUCAGGCCGAUUUGCAAGCCAUGGACCGCGCUCACCGCAUCGGGCAGACGAAGCAGGUGUACGUCUUCCGCUUCGUGACGGACAAGUCAAUCGAGGAGCGCAUCCUCGAGCGUGCGGCUCAAAAGCUUCGUCUCGACCAACUCGUCAUCCAGCAGGGCCGCGCACAGCCGUCGAAGAACAACCAGAGCAAGGACGACCUAGUCGAGAUGAUCCAGCACGGUGCCGAGGCGAUCAUCAGCGCCAAGGGAGACAUGACCAUCGACGAUGACAUUGACGAGAUCAUCAAGCGCGGUGAACAGCGCACCGAGCAGCUGCAGGACAAGUACAAGGCCUUUAACCUCGACGAGCUCAACAGCUUCCAGUCGGGUGCGACUGCCUAUGACUGGGAGGGAGAGAACUUCCAGCGUCCAGGCGGCGCCAGUGGCUCGUCGAGCGGCAUCCGCGGCUUGUGGAUCGAGCCUAGCAAGCGCGAGCGCAAGACCAAUUACAGUGUUGAUGCGUAUUACAAGGAGGCCAUGCGCGUUGGAACCAAGCCUGCAGUCAAGGCUCCUCGCGCGCCCAAGCAGAUCUCGAUCAACGACUGGCAGUUCUAUCCUGCUAAGCUGGGCGAGCUGCAGGCCCGCGAGACGGCUGCUUACCAACGUAGCAUCGGAUACAAGGUUCCUGCGCGUGAGGUCAAGGAGGGAGAGUCAGCCGAAGAGGUAGAGGAGGAGCGACAGCGCGAGCAGGAAUUCAUCGCUACUGCUGAGCCAUUGACCGAGGAGGAAGAGAAGGAGAAAGAAGACCUAGCCCUGCGCGGCUUCACAGACUGGAAUCGUCGCGACUUCCAACACUUUAUCCGUGGAGCAGAGAAGUACGGCCGCAUCUCGUACGCGAACAUCGCCCUCGAGGUCGAGACGAAGACGGAGAAGGAGGUCAGGGAGUACGGAGACGUCUUCUGGCGCCGUUACACUGAGCUGGCUGACUGGCAGCGCCUGAUCGAGCGCAUCGACGCUGGAGAGGAGAAGCGUCGUAAAGUGGCUCAGAGCGAGGAGCUACUUCGUAAGCGCGUCAACACACCUGGAUUCACGAUUCCGUACGCCAACGCCAACAAGAGCAAAACCUUUGACGAGAGCGAAGACCUCUUCAUCCUGCAGCGUCUUUCCGAGUACGGGCUCAGCGAGGGAGCAGAGGUGUACGACCGAAUCAAAAAGGACAUUGGCACUCAUGGCGCUUUUAGAUGGGAUUGGUUUAUCAAGAGUCGCACGGCGGCGGAGAUCGCUAGGCGCUCGACCACAUUGCUUGGCCUGUUGAACAGGGAUGCAGGUGGAGCUGACGAGGAGUCCGCACCUAAGGCUAACGGUGGUGGAGCAGGAUGGCCGAAGGGGAAGAAGAGAAAGGAUCUUAGCGGCGUCAAUGGGGAUGCGGGCAGCGCCAACAGCUCGAGGGCCUCAACUCCUGCCGUGGGGAAGGGAGGGGCCAAGAAGGCUAGAAAGAGCGCGACGUAG